Messenger RNA from Crotalus tigris (Tiger rattlesnake), 7044 nucleotides. RefSeq names its product plexin B2 (gene PLXNB2). Gene Ontology annotation, molecular function: protein binding; semaphorin receptor activity. Lineage: Eukaryota; Metazoa; Chordata; Lepidosauria; Squamata; Viperidae. Gene Ontology annotation, biological process: negative regulation of cell adhesion; regulation of GTPase activity; regulation of cell migration. The coding region runs from base 1483 to 7011 and encodes 1842 amino acids. Gene Ontology annotation, cellular component: semaphorin receptor complex. The transcript is spliced from 38 exons. The record is from RefSeq and is a predicted model, not a curated record.
CAGAUACAGAUCUUCACAUCCUGGAAUAAAAAGUCAUCAUUAACGAGCAAGGAAACUGCCUAUAGGUGAUAAUUUGUAACUUCACAACACAUGGACAGAAAUUUUCCAUGUAUUUCUGUGCAAAUUUCUACUGACAGGAGUAAAAAUUCACAGCGCUGUUAGGAAGUGUAAAGAAGAAAGCAAGUCACACUUAAACUAUAAUAUUUUGAAUGAUUUGCGGGGUGGGGGGGGGGAGAACUCUUUCCAAUUUUUUCAAACACCAACGCGCUUAGGAGGAAGAAAGAUACUCGGCCUUUCCUCAACUAGCCGCUUAGAGGAGGGAAAAGCUCCCCAGCCGUCUGGUCGGACGCAAACUCCGAGGCCCUACAGGUCCCAAUUCAGGUUUCCAGGGCCAAACCGGGCUGACACCCACGCGGCCCUCCUUCAUCUCGCAUAGCGGCGCUUCCUGGCACCAGCAAGCCGAAGCCUGAGCGCCUGGCAGAGAACCCAAUGAGGCGGAGAGGGAGAAGCGAAGAAGCCCCUUCCCGGCGCGCGUUCCGUGCCUUUUUAUCCGGAGAUUCUAGUCGCGGCUACCGAAGAUCCCACUUUCUACUGAGGCGUCGGGCGCUAGAGGGCGGGCGGAGAGCUUUCCUUCUUUCCCAAGCUGCUUGCUCGGCUUUGUUAUUUCUUGCCCUCCCUUCCCCUCCCCUCCCCGGCCUGGUCCCUCCAUUUCCUGUCUGGCUUUGUGCGGGCGACGGAUAUGGGCAGCAGCCUCUUCAGGUGUGUCUGCUACGGGCUGAUUUCCUCCUUUCCCGCGGCGGGGCUGGCAGGAGGGCGCGAGCAGAGGCGGGCGCUCCGGCGCAUCAUGUGAUGAGCCCCUCGCUCUCCCUGACGGUGCGCCUCAUUCCCGCCCGCCUUUCCUUUUUCGUGGAAGCCGCCGCUUUCGCUCCGACUUGUGGAGGCGGCUGUCUGGCUUCAAACGACGGCAGCUGACGAGGUUGCUGCCUCCUCGCGACAUGGACAGCCCGCUGAGCGCGGCGAUUACUGCCGGUCCUUUGAGCUGCCUCCGGGAGCUGCUCGGUUGAGGCGCAGCCACUCGGGAGAGCGCGGCUCCAGUGUCGGGCGGCGGCGGCGCCUGCAGCCGAAGAGAGCUGCGCACACAAAGGCGCGCCCGGCUCGGCUCCUCCUCAGCCUUCCAACUUGGAUUUGGCAGACUUAUCCAGAACUCGAAUUGUUGAAUGCUAGGGGAGCCAGUACAAUUUUUGUAUGGAUAUGCUUACAGGUAUAAAUUCUUCCUGUUUUUAGAGAAUUUUAUGGUACUUGAAGAAAGCCUGCAGGGAUAAGCAUCCCAGUUCUCAAGGAAUUAGCAUAUGAAUCACUACAGAAUACACUGUAUUUAAUGAAAACGGCAAAGAUCAGAACAUCAUUAGGCAAAGUGAGAGCCUCGGAACAAAAACAACUGAAUUCAUGCGAACUAAUUUAUAAAGCAAGUACCACAGAGAAAUGGCUAUAUGGAUAUGGAUAUUGAGCAUUCUGAGCUACUCUUGCUUUUCUCGUGCAUUAAGGUCAAAGAAAUGGGAUGUGUACCAGAGUAAGACGGAACUUAGUCACCUAACAGUGAACCAUAAUACGGGGACAGUCUACUUAGGAGCAGUAAAUGCCCUGCAUCAACUCACAAAAGACUUGAAACCCUCAAUAGAUGAAGUAAUCACCGGGCCACAUUUGGAUAACAAAAAAUGCACACCUCCCAUUGAAGAAAGCCAGUGCUCUGACAAACAAAUGACAGACAAUUACAACAAAUUACUGCUGGUGGACACUCAGGAGAAAAGAAUAGUAGUCUGUGGGAGUCUAUUUAGGGGCAUAUGCUCCAUAAGAGAGCUUGAAAAUAUAUCCAACAGGACUUACUAUGAGACUGGCAGCGGAGAGAAAUCGUUUGUUGCAAGCAAUGAUGAGAAUGUAGCUACAGUUGGGCUGAUCACCUCUUUGAAAAAAGGCCGAAUGAUGUUUGUGGGGAAGGGCAAUGGGGCAAAUGACAACGGGGUCAUAAUCAGCACUCGACAGCUUUUCAAUGGAGAUGGGAGAGAGAUUUUUGAAUUGUAUGCUGAUCCUGCUGCUAUUAAAUCAGCAUAUCCUUACUCAAGCUCACAGCAGUUCCUCUACAUCUUUGAAGACAAUAAAUUUGUUUAUUUUAUUUUCAAUCAAAAUGAGAGGCAGGCCACUAUAAACAGGACACUUAUUGGACGGCUCUGCAAAGAAGAUGAACAUUAUCAUUCCUAUUUUGAAAUGGACUUGGAAUGUAAAGAUGACACCGGUCCUUUUAAUCAAAGCAAUGCAAUCUAUGCUUCUGUCCAUGGGGAACACCCAACACAUAAUCUAGCAUCAUCAGAGCAAGCUUUUGAGACCUCACCACAGGACAAACUGCUCAUUGGCCUUUUCAGGAGAAUGGAAAAAGACUCUUUGGUGUCUGCCAUGUGUGUUUAUAACUUGAGCGAUAUCAACAAAAAAAUGGAAGAAAACAGGGAGAAAUGUUAUACAAAGGAUGCACGCAAUGUAUUUUACAAACCAUUCCGAACAGAAAAUGCUCCAUGCAAAAGUUCAUCGCACCAGAAUUCAAGUGUAACAUUUCCAUGUGGCUCUGAACAUUUACCGUAUCCUUUGGGAAGCAAAGAAGGAAUUUCUGCAGAACCUGUGUUCAAAAAGGAAGGCAUAAAUUUAACAGCAGUGGCCUUUGCUGUGGAGAAUGGGAAGACUGUAGUAUUUGUUGGAACAUCAGAUGGCAGAAUUCUGAAGGUAGCUUUGUCAAAUCCUGCAAAGGAAUAUGCUAGCAUUCUUAUUGAAAAAAAUAAGCCUAUAAAAAAGGAUCUUCUUCUUGAUAGUCUCCAUGAGAACUUAUAUGUGAUGACUACAGAUAAGGUUUUUCGUUUGCCUGUCCAAGACUGUGCUAGUUACUCAACCUGUAACCUGUGCAUCCAAGCCAGGGAUCCUUACUGUGGCUGGUGUGUAACAGAAGGAAAAUGCACAAGGAAAAAGGACUGUGAAAGAUCAGCUAGGGAAAAUAAUUGGCUUUGGAGUCCUAAUGGUGUUUGCUUGAGUAUUACAAGUGCUAACCCUCAAAAUAUGAGCCGGAAAGUUCUGAGCAAGGUAGAAUUUACUAUAAGCCCUUUGCCAGACUUAAAUGAAGAUGAUCAGCUUUGGUGUCAGUUUGGUGAAAUGAGGCAGCAGGCAGAGAAACACGGUGAUGCUGUUAUCUGCCUACCUCCAAAUCAAAUUCCUCCAACAACCAAAGGCCAAGACUCUGUCCUGGUUCUGGUAAAUCUGACCUUUGGAGAUAAUAUAUUUUUUGCAUCGGGUACAUACCCUUUUUAUGACUGUGGAGAAGCUAUAAAUCAUAUUGAAAAUGAGCCGUGUUAUUCCUGUGCAAGCAGUAGAUGGAAUUGCCAAUGGGACUGGAAGAAUCAUGUCUGUGAAGAUGCUUCUCUAGAGCAGGAUGUGAUUAAACAGAAUAUGGAAGAAGAAUGUCCACAUUUUCUAAAUCCCAGUCCUGAAGUAAUACCAAUGGAGGUCUCAACAAAAGUUUAUUUUGAAGGAAAGAAUCUAGAUAAUUAUCAGGAUAGAACUUUCAAAAUUGGAAAUAAUAAGUUUGAAUUUGAGACCACAGUGGAACAAACAGAAAAUGGAAAAUAUUUAUUUGAAAGCCCAGAGAUUACCAAUAUUGAAAAUGAAACUCUACCAUUGAGUUUAUUCAUUAAAACAGACAAAGAUAAAAUUGAUAGCAAGUUAAUUGUGACUUUAUAUAGCUGCUCUUAUGGUCGGGAUGACUGCAGCUUGUGUCUUGCGGCUGAUCCUCAGUACCAGUGUGUCUGGUGUGAAACCAGGGAGAGUUGUGUUUUCACAAAACGUUGCUCAUCUUCUACAACUACCUGCCCUGCUCCAGUCAUUACUCAGAUUGAACCAAAGAAUGGACCUCUAAGUGGUGGAAUUUUGUUGACAAUAAGAGGGUCUAACUUGGGCAUAAAGGCUGAAGAUGUCAAAGAAAUAAUGGUAGCCAACACUGAAUGUCAAUUUAGAAAAGAAUUCUACUCUGUUUCUACCAAAAUUGUAUGUGAAGUUGGGCAAGGGUCAAUGGAAAAAACUGGUGAAAUUCAAGUUAAUAUAAAUGGACAAUAUGGCACAUCCACAAAUGAAGUGCAAUUUACAUAUCAGGAUCCUAUACCUACAGGAAUAAAUCCUCUGAGAGGUCCCCAAGCUGGAGGAACAGUUCUAACUAUCAGUGGCACAAACUUAGCCACAGGUUCUAUUGAAGAUGUUAGUGUUUACCUUGAUGAAGAACCCUGCAGAGUUAUCACAUUUGGGCAAGAAAUCGUUUGUAUUACUGGACCAAGCAACAAGAAGCUACCUGUUUCUGUAACUUUACAGCACGGAAAUACCAAAAAAGAAAUACAGAAUGUACAAUUUACCUACAGUGAAAAUCCUACCGUUAGCAAGAUCACCCCUGAAGUCAGCAUUCGGAGUGGAGGACGAAAUAUUACUGUACUUGGUGCUGGGUUUGAUAUCAUUCAGAAAUUCUCUGUGGAAGUUAAAUUCAAGCCUUUUACAGAUAUAUCAUCAAGGAGAAGGAGGAGGAGACAAACAGAGAGGCAUCAAAAGUUUGAAGGAAAGACCAUCUCAAAAAUCAAUGAUACUGCAUUAGUCUUCUUAUCUCCACCAGUACUAGAGGAUCCAGAACAUUAUCAAAUUUUUAUACUUAUUAAAAUGGAUGGUCAUGUGGUGGAGCGUCAAGACUUUCAGUAUGUUGCUGAUCCAACUUUUGAAAACUUUACUGAUGGAGUCAAAAAACAAGUCAACAAACUUAUUCAUGCAAAGGGUAGUAAUCUGAACAAAGCUAUGACAAUCGAUGAGGCUCGUGCAUUUGUAGGAGAAGAACCCUGCAACAUAACAACUCUAACUGAAAAAGAUUUAUAUUGUGAACCACCUGAAGAUCAACCUCUACCCAAGCGGAGGCAAAAAAGGGAUACAGUCAACAACCUUCCAGAAUUCAUCGUAAAAUUUGGCUUCAAAGAAUGGGUCCUAGGAAGAGUGGAGUAUGCUCAAGUCAGUGAUGUGCCACUGAGUCUGAUCUUGACAUUGGUAAUUAUCCCCAUGGUGGCCAUUAUCAUCAUCUCAGUCAUUUGCUACAGACGAAAAAGCCAACAAGCAGAACGAGAAUACGAAAAAAUUAAAUCACAACUUGAAGGCUUGGAAGAAAGCGUCAGAGAUCGGUGCAAAAAGGAAUUUACAGAUUUAAUGAUAGAAAUGGAGGAUCAGACAAAUGACAUCAAUGAAGCACGAAUUCCAGUGCUCGACUACAAAACCUAUACAGACAGAGUCUUCUUUCUGCCCUCUAAGGACGGAGAAAAGGAUGUAAUGAUCACUGGGAAAUUGGACAUUCCUGAAGCCAGACGACCAACCGUAGAACAGGCAUUGAAUCAGUUCUCCAAUCUGCUCAACAGUAAAUCAUUCCUCAUUAAUUUCAUUCACACGUUGGAAAACCAAAAGGAAUUUUCUGCCCGUGCAAAAGUAUAUUUUGCAUCUCUUUUGACCGUGGCUUUGCAUGGGAAGCUAGAAUACUAUACUGACAUCAUGAGGACAUUGUUUUUGGAACUUAUGGAGCAGUAUGUUGUGGCCAAAAAUCCCAAACUGAUGCUCCGAAGAUCUGAAACCGUUGUGGAAAGAAUGCUUUCUAAUUGGAUGUCAAUUUGUCUUUAUCAGUACCUCAAGGAUAAUGCUGGGGAGCCUCUUUAUAAAUUGUUCAAAGCUAUCAAACAUCAAGUAGAGAAAGGACCAGUGGAUGCUGUGCAAAUGAAAGCCAAAUACACCCUUAAUGACACUGGUUUGUUGGGAGAUGAUGUAGAGUAUUCACAGUUGACUGUAAAUGUGAUUGUUCAAGAUGAAGGCACAGAAUCCAUACCUGUAAAAGUGCUAAAUUGUGACACUAUUUCUCAAGUAAAAGAAAAGAUCAUAGACCAAGUAUAUCGAAUUCUGCCUUACUCACAGUGGCCAAAGCCUGACAGUGUUGUUCUUGAGUGGCGUCCAGGAUCUACUGCACAGAUACUCUCAGACUUGGAUUUAACGUCACAAAGGGAAGGGAGGUGGAAGCGCAUCAAUACCCUGAUGCACUAUAACGUAAGAGAUGGUGCUACCCUCAUCUUGUCAAAAAUGGGGAUUUCUCAACAGCCAGAGGAUCACCAACAAGACAUGCCAGAGGAACGACAUGCUUUAUUGGAAGAAGAAAAUAAGAUCUGGCAUCUAGUUCGACCAGUAGAUGAAGUUGAUGAAGGUAAAUCAAAAAGAGGGAGUAUGAAGGAGAAGGAAAGGACCAAAGCUAUCACUGAAAUCUACCUGACAAGGCUUCUCUCUGUGAAGGGUACACUUCAGCAAUUUGUAGAUAACUUUUUCCAUAGUGUACUUGAUUCACAUCAUGUUGUUCCACCAGCUGUGAAAUAUUUCUUUGACUUUCUUGAUGAGCAAGCAGAGAAGCAUGAUAUCAAAGAUGAGGACACCAUCCACAUCUGGAAAACAAACAGCUUGCCCCUUAGGUUCUGGGUGAACAUAUUGAAAAAUCCCCACUUCAUCUUUGAUGUUCACGUUCAUGAAGUAGUAGAUGCUUCCUUAUCAGUCAUUGCACAAACUUUCAUGGAUGCUUGCACAAGAACAGAGCACAAACUAAGCAGGGAUUCUCCAAGUAACAAGUUACUCUAUGCAAAAGAGAUCUCUACAUAUAAGAAAAUGGUGGAAGAUUAUUAUAGAGGUAUUCGCCAGAUGGUACAAGUGAGUGAUCAAGAUAUGAAUACACAUUUAGCAGAGAUUUCUCGAGCCCACACAGACUCAUUAAACACCCUUGUGGCUUUACACCAGCUCUACCAAUAUACUAACAAGUACUAUGAUGAGAUUAUAAAUGCACUAGAAGAAGACCCAGCUGCACAAAAAAUGCAGCUUGCUAUUCGAUUACAGCAAAUAGCAGCUGCUUUAGAGCAUAAAGUGACUGACCUUUGAUUUGAAAGCUGCAAUAAAAAAGUCUGAUAUGAA